CUUCCCUUUCCCUUUCCCAACCCUUCCCCUUCCCCUUCCCCAAUCUGCCCUUUCCCUUCCCCUUCUCUCCCUCACAAGCAAGCUUUCCCCAACCCUCUCUGUCGCCGGCCUCCAUUUCGGUGCCGCGCCAAUCGUCCCUCCCUAACUGUUUUUCACGUUCCCAAUCUGCUUCUUCGCACCACCACGAGAUCGAGGUGCUCUCCGACCUCGCCGUCCAGAUUUCACACUUUCUCACUAUUUUCAAGUGCUCUGUCAACCGCCCCCAACCCUCCGUCGCCGACGUCUGCGCUCUCGAGCCCGCCGCACUCGUCGGCCCUCCCUAUUUGUCACCGUUUGCUCUCUGUCUCCCUCUGCAUCCUUCUUCUCUGCUCUGCGGCAAAGAAGAAGAAGAACAUCAGUGAAGAAGAGAAUUGGUGAAGAUAAGGAUUAGUUUUUUUAAUAAAUAUAAAACGACGUCGUAUUGGGUAUUAUUUUUUUUAAUAAAUACAAAACGACGUUGUUUCAGUCCAGCUCAGUUUUUCGUUAGCAAGGAUGGACGAAAAUUAUUUCAAGGACUAUUAUGAGUCCCGAAGUGCAAUUUCAGGGACGAAUUUGAGGAAUUAUUAACUUCGGGGAUUACUUUGAGGCUCGAGUGCAACUUCAGGGACUACUUUGAGACUUAUCUCUACUUUACUCCAAUAAAAAAACCUAGUACCCACAAGAACUGCGUAACACGCACAACUCUCACUCUCAAUCUGCCGUUGAUGUCUUUGCGUCUCCGUGCGUCGUCCUCUGCCACGUCUCCUUUUUCUUUGCCGCCGAACAGCUGACUGCACUCCUCUUCUUGGUGCUUUCAUUGCUGAGACUUUUGCCGGCAGUUUUUGGACCACCGUUCUUGGUUCUAUCAUGUGUGAACUGUUCAAGUGGCAUCUUCGCAAGAAAGCAGCACGAGUUAUCUACUUACAGUUUGCCCUGCAGAAACAUGCCCUAAUUGAACAACUACAUGACAAACAAGAGCAGAUAAAAGAAUGGCUUCACAACUGGGUUGGAGAAGAUAGAAAAACGAUCCGAAAUUAAUGAUUAACGAUCAAACAAAAAUUGAAUUUAAGAUUUCAAAUCUUCCGGUAGGGGGUGAAGAAACAAAUGCAAAAAAAAAAUGAUGAUGUGAGAAUGCCUGCAAUUUGGAGCAGCAGAACAAUGGCAUUUACACGAUCUUCCAAAACAUUCUUCUUCUCCUUCAACCUUCUUCAAAGGCGAACCUGUUCUUCCAGCACAUCACAACCCCAACCCCAACCCUUCAAUGCCGAAACCAUCUGCAGAAUCCUAUCCGCCAAUCCAACUUCCACCGUCGACGCCUCCCUCGCCAACAUUCCCGUGCAAAUGUCGCCAGACCUUGCGGUUGAUGUCCUGAAGAAGCUCAGCAAUGCCGGUGUACUUGCCCUCUCGUUCUUUCGUUGGGUCGAGAAGCAACAAGGGUUCAAGCACACCACUGAGAGCUUCCACGAGUUGAUCGAGUCACUUGGUAAGAUCAGACAGUUCAAGAUGAUUUGGACUUUGCUUGCUGAAAUGAACCGCAAAAAAUUGCUGACCAGAGAAACAUUUUCGCUCGUUUCUCGAAGGUACGCGAGGGCAAGGAAGGUCAAGGAAGCAGUGGAGGCAUUCGAGAAGAUGGAACAGUAUGGGAUGAAGCCACAGGUCUCGGAUUUUAACCGUUUGAUCGAUGUUCUAUGCAAGUCCAAGAGUGUUGAGAAAGCACACGAGGUGUUUGAUAAAAUGCGGAUGAGAAAAAUUGUGCCUGAUUUGAAGACAUACACUAUUUUGUUGGAAGGUUGGGGUACCCAAGGGAACUUGUUGAGGGUGGAUGAGAUUCGUAGGGAGAUGGAGAGUGAAGGUUUUGAGCCUGAUGUAGUCACAUAUGGCAUUGUCAUGAACGCAUAUUGCAAGGCAAAGAAGUAUGAUAGUGCUGUCGGGUUCUACCAUGAGAUGGUGGAGAAGGGUGUUAGGCCUAGUCCACACAUAUAUUGUACUUUGAUUAAUGGGUUGGGUUCUGAUAAGAGAUUACAUGAAGCUCUUCAGUUCUUUGAGAUGUCCAAGGCCAGUGGUUUCCCCCCGGAGGGGCCGACUUACAACGCUGUUGUCGGGGCUUAUUGCUGGUCGACAAAGAUGGAGGAUGCCUAUCGGGUGGUUGGAGAGAUGAAGGAAUUGGGGAUUGGUCCAACUUCGAGAACAUAUGACAUAAUACUGCACCACCUGAUAAAGGCUCAGAGAAACCAAGAAGCUUAUUUGAUUUUCCGGCGAAUGAGUAGCGAGUUUGGGUGUGAGCCGAGUGUGAGCACAUAUGAGAUCAUGGUGAGGAUGUUCUGCAAUGAAGGGAGAUUGGAGAUGGCAAUGGAAGUUUGGGAUCAGAUGAAAUCCAAGGGAAUCCUUCCUGGAAUGCAUAUGUUCUCGAGUUUGAUCGGUUCCUUGUGCAAUGAAAGCAAGGUAGAUGAAGCUUGUAGGUACUUUCAGGAAAUGCUGGAUAUGGGGAUUCGCCCUCCUGCACAAUUGUUUAGUUCCUUCAAGCAAGCUCUAAUUUACGAAGGGAUGGAAAAUACUGCCAUACAUUUUGCAGUGAAACUUGAUAAACUGAGAAAAACUCCAUUAAUUGCUUGAUGACACAAAAGGCUAAUAUAUUCUAAAGUUUAAUAUUACAUUAUUAUCUCAUUGUAUUGCUUGGGUAAUGUCUUUAAUCAUAUAGCAUAUGCUC
Messenger RNA from Arachis ipaensis, 2725 nucleotides. The record is from RefSeq and is a predicted model, not a curated record. Lineage: Eukaryota; Viridiplantae; Streptophyta; Magnoliopsida; Fabales; Fabaceae.